AUGCAGAAAGUCCAUAAGAAAAAUUCCAAUGUAUCCACUCAAAAAUCACUGGUUGCAGCGUCACAAAGUAUUUCAGUUCGUUCGACUCUCAGUCAACUAAGUGUAUCGAAUGCCAAAGUGUUUCCAUUGGAGAAUAUUCCAAUGAAACAAUUUGAUGGUACUUCAUCGACUCAAAUGACCAACGAAACAUCAUCAAACAUACCUCUUCAGUGAGUAUUAUCCGUUUCUUAUCCUCUUAUUGUGUUUACUACCGUUCGAUACAUGCUGCUAAUAGAAAUCGAACAACAACUCCUGGUAAAAUGAAAUUCAAGCCUUGGAAAAUUUUGACUUUUGGCUUGGUAACUCUUGUCGUCACCUGCUCUCUAGCAGCAUUUAUAAUUGGCUUGUAUUUUCUCAUCAUGAGUACCAAAAACACCGCUUCAAGCAACACGACAACAGGUAAAAAGAACUAUUGAUAUAUCUGAUCAAGUGUGCGAUAGAACCAAGGUGUUUAUCAAAAUGAAAGUUUUCAGAUGAAUUCUUGUCAAAAUUAGAGUAUAUCUAGCAAAAAUGAAAAACAAAGAUUGACUUAAAGAUGUUCGAUCACUUCUAUUCGAGCAUUGGCCGAGUUCUCGUGUGUUAUUCGUCAUUAUCAAAUGACGAAAUAUACAAAAAGAAUCCACACGCUCCCACUCAUAGCACCACUACGUCUUCUAACAUAACGUGAUCAUAUUGUAUUUUUAGCUGCUCCACUGGCAUUGAUUUGGAGUACAUCGGGAAUCACAGCUUACGGCACAGGAAUCUCAGGUUCCACAGCAAAUCAAUUUAAUAAUCCAAGUCAUAUUUUCUUCAAUUCAUCGAACUCUCUCUACGUUACCGACUAUGGGAAUAACAGAGUACAACGCUUUUCUGCCAGCUCGUCGUACG
This is a messenger RNA of Rotaria socialis, 906 nucleotides long. The record is from the annotation of a GenBank genome assembly. Lineage: Eukaryota; Metazoa; Rotifera; Eurotatoria; Philodinida; Philodinidae.